CCCUCGCCUUAGUCUAUUGCCAGCAGCCGAGGGGACAACACCUCCGUAUUACUCUCCCGUGUUUAUUAUUGUCUUGCUUCGGGGAUUCAAUUCUUAUAAGGAACUAAGGUUGUGGUUGGUGAAUUUAUGACUGUUUCUCCAAGUGACUAGUGGCAUUAAGUAAGAAGUGGAGAUACUAUACAGUAUAGUGAGACGGCAAUACCCUAUGAGAUAAUAUUGGUGUAGUUAUCGUUCUUUCUCUCUAUAGUAGUAUAGUUGAGCUUGGUGAUUACACUAUAACGGUGAUUAAGACACAAACUAACCAACGUAAAUAACGCAUUAAUAAAAUAACAGCAAGAAUUACUCAGUGCGGUACAGACGGGUGAGAAGCUCGCCUUGAGGGAGAGACUAGUAAACACAGCCCAAGCAAAUGUCGAGUAUGGAGGCCUCACAACCAGACAACAGCAGCAGAGACUGGUGCGCCAUCUGGAGCACUAUAGUGGUAUCGGUUGCCAUUGUGUUCAUCGGUAUGUCUUUCUUGGUGCGAAGUUCAGCUACUGUGGGCCUGGUGCUGCUGUUCUCUGGCGGUGGCUUAAUGGUGCUGGCUGUAUGUGCCUUGGUGGGCAAGUGUAAAAUAAACACUAACAAAGACCCUCUGCCAGACUAUGACCGCCCUCCCUCCUAUAGGGUCUCUUGGAGAAGGUCUUUCCUGCGCCGCAUUCGAGAAAGAAACUCACCAGAAUCUGACCUAACAGAGGUAUCACACACAACAAGUCAGAUUGAUCCACGCAACACCACCCAAGAUCAUGCCUCCAGCACCCCACACCCAGUCCCAGUCCACAUUCAAACAGUGGUCACCUCUGUCCCUCCUAUUCAGGCCUCUGUGAACACCUUAACAGAGUUUGGGAACAGCCUAUACUAUGACCCCAGCAGCAGACAUGCCCAGUCACUGUCCAAUAUUGCAGACCCACCACCAUACGAAGUUGCCCUGGCCGGCAUGGACGAAGGCACGCUUAGGAAACUUAAGUCAGAAAAUUGUUUACCCUUAGCACCACUUGACUGAUGCCCAAAAAAUUAAAGUGCAUGAUUAAAGUGACUCUUUGAAUUGUAGUCUAACUUUAUAAGUUAUGUCUUGAUUUUAUAUUUCAGAUGAUUUAAAGAGGAUAAUGAAUAUCCACAGAAACUCGUACACACACAAGUCCUCAGUGAUUUCCUGGAUUUUGUAUAUUUAUGUGAGUUUUAAUAUCCAGCAGCUGUGGCAAGAGCUGUGCUUAUUAAUGCCAGCAGUACUGUGUGUGCUUAAUACCAGUAGUACCGUAUGUGCUUAUUAAUACCAAUAGUACUGUAUGUGCUUACUAAUACCAGUCAGAAUAAAAUAAAGUGAUUAAUUACAGUAUAAGCAGUUGUUAAAAACAUACAGAUUCCAAAUAACACCUGAAAUUUAAAUUUAAACAAAGACAAAUCCUAAACUGAAAAAAGGAUUUCCUUUUACAUAAGUUUUCAUCAAGAUGUUUAUAAUUAUCUGCAAGUUUAUUUACAUGUAUACCUGUAUAUGUUUUAUGUGAAUUAAAGACACAGUAGGUGGGAGAUAGUUAUAGCUUAACUACCAGAAAUAACUGCAGACUGGUGGUGUGACUUAUGACGUGUAAACUACUUAGCCAUCUAUAUUAAACACCCUGUUCUUGAGUGCUGCACAU
This is a messenger RNA of Homarus americanus (American lobster), 1676 nucleotides long. RefSeq lists its product as uncharacterized. The coding region runs from base 410 to 1042 and encodes 210 amino acids. NCBI's taxonomy places the organism in Eukaryota, Metazoa, Arthropoda, Malacostraca, Decapoda, Nephropidae. The transcript is spliced from 4 exons. The record is from RefSeq and is a predicted model, not a curated record.